Molecule: messenger RNA, 1144 nt
Organism: Coccidioides immitis RS
Lineage: Eukaryota; Fungi; Ascomycota; Eurotiomycetes; Onygenales; Onygenaceae
Exons: 2
Coding region: 59-859 (266 amino acids)
Biological process (GO): protein targeting to vacuole; ubiquitin-dependent protein catabolic process via the multivesicular body sorting pathway; protein targeting to membrane
Cellular component (GO): ESCRT I complex
Source: RefSeq, a predicted model, not a curated record
AGAACUUCACUUAAGGGGUACUGUUACUGAUUUUUGUUUUGCCGUUGGCAUUUUAAGAAUGUCACUCUCACCGGUCCCAUACUCCGCUUCCAACGAGCAACACCCUCAAACACUACAAGGAGUACCACCUCCUCCACCCCCUAAGCCAACAAGUCAUGAAGCAAGCAGAAGAGGCACUCCCCUUUUGGGUCAACAAUUUCCAUCGCCAGCUCCAUCCACACCACCCAAGGAAGCAUUACAGUCUCAGGGAGACGCAAGCAUUUCAACAAGUCACGCUCCGCCCAAUCGCCCAUUCUCUCCCAGCAACCUCCAACAACCUCCAGGCCUUGACGAAGGAUGGAUUCCAGAUAUCCUCAAAGACAAAUCAACAAAAGAUCUCCAAUCCGUUCUCUCCAAUCCCACCCUCCUCAACGCCCUCGCAAAUACCCACCCUUCCUACCCCUCCGCACAAACCCACCUCCUAACGCUCCUUGAAUCCAACAAAUCCCUCGCCACUCGUGCCCUCGAGCUAGAAUCCCACCUCGCCGCCCUCCGCGCCUCCACCGAAACCCUCCUCCUGCAGCACCAAUCCCUCGAGCUCUCCUGGCGCAAAAAACAAACGGAAAUGGACGCCGCCCUGGCACCCUGGUCACCCAAGGCGCUGUAUCAGAGACUGGCGGCAGCGAUUGCCGAGCAGGAGGCGGUCGUGCGCGCGGUGGAAGAGAGCUUUUUGGAUGGGGACUUGCAGCAUCAUGGAGUUGCCGGGGAGAGAGAAGUCGUGGAGUGGGUGAGGCGGUUGAGGAGUGAAGGUGCGAAGUUGGAGUUUAGGAGGGAUGCUAGAGCGAGGUGGGAUGAAGGGAGGGUUGGGGGGUGGAGGUGAUGGGUAUGGUGAUCGUUUUUGUGUGUUCGGAUCGACACACGCCCUUGGAUAACUAAAUAUGCAGUGCAUGGGCGCGGCGAAGUGGGCGUACCUUUUCCCCCCUUUUAUCCCGCUGAUAUUAGGCGCUAGAUAUUUUUGAUUUCAAGAACAGACUGUUGGAUGGUCUAGAACCUUGGUGAAGGCGAUCUACAUCUUCCAGUCGGCAUGUUAAUGCUUAAAAGCACAUAUAUACUCCACGCCUGGUAUAGAAUACCAUUUUUGUGACUGCGGUUCGCACCGUUUGAG